ACUUCCAUUUAGCUUGUGUAUUUGUGUGUGGUACUUUUUACUUGGCCCUGUCGACCGUAUCGAGUUGAGGUAAGUGUCAUUCUUCACAUCCCGGCUACAGCGGCUAUCCUGUAAGGCAAACACUACAACUGGAGUUGCCAGCUGUUGAUCACUAUGAGGGUCGACGGAGAAACCGUUAGCUGGACUAGCGAUUUGUCCAACCGGCGACUAGGCAACGGUCGUUUGGCUACUUCUUUGCCGAACAACUGCUCGCCGUCAAACCUGUCGAAUGAAUGCCCAACCAACAAGCAUGAGAUGUCAUUCAAGCCGAACUCUCCAGGAUCCGAGAUCCCAACGGCGGUACCGGAUUCGGUAGUACAUAGUAUGUCCAUACUAAAAAUACCUGCUCCAAUGAAAAGAGGGUCGACCAUUGAAGAUCUACACAAACACUGGAGAGAAAUGGGAUCACAAGCCCUGGCUACGACCCUGUCUGCUUUAUACGGCAAACUACUGGUGGUCAUGGGCAUUGCUUUUCCCAUGUCCGAAGUGAUAUCCACGCACAUCCCUCAUUCUUUCUACGAGGGCUACUAUUUGUACUUGUAUUUCGGUAGUAUGGCUUUUCUGUUUUACAUGUACGGGAUGCUCCUGAAGGGAAAACCCACGAUGACGCCGGUCAAUGAUGACUACGACAAUUCUGACAGUGAAAUGUCAUCGGAUAGUUCAGGAAACGGCCAAAGCGAUUCCGAGUACUACCGGGAAAAUGCCAACGGAAUCGUCAACCACACCAAGUCCACGAGCGUCGACAUGAACCCUUGGGAACACCAUCAUCACCGCAGGCAUUCAAGCCACUUGAUUCUGCCGUCCACCUUUCAGCAUUACGGCAGUUUCUAUCUCAGAAUGGGCGCUGUCGCUUUUGGCAUAGGAAGCAUGAUUUAUUCCGGAUUGGAAUUUGGUCAGUACUUCGAGCUGGAACCCGCGACCAAAUGCCAUAAUGUCCUACUGGUGUUGACGCCUGCCAUGCGAAUGGCAUUCAUAUUCAUACAAAUGUAUUUCAUAUUUUUGAACGAUGAGCAACAAAUGAGAGUUACGCGACAUCGGAUAUUAGCCAAAUUUGGAUUGAUGCAUAUGAUUGGCACAAACUUGUCGGUGUGGCUAAACGUGCUCGUCCAGGAAACCAAGCACGAAAUCCUUACGUUUUACAAUCCCGAAGACAAUUCAAUUGGAGUGGACAAACAACCUAAUCAUUUUUCUAUAUUCAAAAAAUGGACUACUACCACAACACAAGCACCGAUUACGUCCACGUUGGGGGCCCGGGUAGCACGAAGCCUGGACAAGGGUCCACAUCACAUAUACGAGUGCCGCAGGACCAACAUCAUCGGAUCGCUGGUGCAGAAUGCCAGCCCAUUCUUGUUCCCUUGCACCAUCGAGUACAGCCUAAUUUGUGCGGCCAUACUGUACGUCAUGUGGAAAAACAUCAACCGAGUUCACGCCGACAUCAUCUACCGGCAACGGAAGGCGGAACGUUGCGAGGACCUGGCCCAGAUGACACAAUAUCGCAAAUCGCCACACUACUAUUCGGUGGACUGCGCACAGGCACACAAAGGUCUUUUUGUCGGCAUCCUGUUCCUGGUGCUCACCAUUAUAUCGCUCAUACUGUUUUUUGUGCUAAUUUCCCGACCGGAGCUCAUCACGUUUGCGGUCAAAGAGGUCAACAUAUGCGAGCUGUCCUUGUACGGCAUGACCACACUUGCCACUAUCGUUGGAAUGCUACAGGUCCGACAGUUGAAGUUCGACGGUUUGCGCAACUUGGAACUGGACAACAUCCUUUUGGUGGGAGCUCAGACGGGCUCGUUUAUCUACAGCACCUUCACCAUUAUCAGCGGCCAUUUCACCAAAGAGCACAACACUAUCCUGGUGCUGAUCACGGCCUCGGCGUCGCUCGUGCAGACCUUCUGCCAGACGGUGUUCAUAUUGGACGCCUCCAGGCGGUCUUGCGUCACGCCCGACCAGAUCCGCAAGAAACCCGGCCGGGAGAUCGUCACGUUCCUGUUAGUCAGCAACUUAGCCAUGUGGGCCAUCAACACUUUGGAGAAGUCCCGAGCUGAUUCUCAUCCCAUUCAACUGCACUUCUACGGCUUGUGGGCUUGGACCAUCAUCACGCACGUUUCCAUGCCGCUGGCCAUAUUCUACAGGUUCCACUCGACCGUGUGCUUGUGCGAAAUAUGGAAAAGGGCUUACAAAAUAAAACCGCCUUACAUGUAGUGUAAUUAUUAAACCAUAACCCCCUAUAUAGCUCCGGCCUAUUCUGAAGCUCAACCAACAAAUGUUUCGGGUGACCCUAAACGAAAUAAUACAGUUUGUGUUUGUACACUAUUAGUUGUUAUGUCUAAUUAUCUGUACCAGCACUAUCGACAAUAAUGUCUGCUUUAAAACGUUGUAUGUUUAUCGUUAAGACAUUUUAUAAUUCAACUUAUAUUGGAAUGCAUAUGCUGUACACAUCCACAGCACAACAAGUGUUUUAAUUUUCUAAACUUAAAAAAUAUGUUGGAUCAGUAAGAGUUUAAAUGUUGGAACCAAUCUAGAGUAGCACGACCCAGGUCAAACAUAAAUGUUGACACUUGGACCUAUGUCCAUGUGGUUAUAACUACAAAUAUUGAAAUCCUUGUAUGAUCUUAAAAAUCAAAUUCGGUAGUUUUUUUGAAACACAAUGAUACAUUUUUAUAAAUAGGCUCUUAUUUAAACCUCGGUUUAACAUAACUCGUUGACUCUUAAAGACGUCCAUUAUAUGAAUAAAAGUUUAGUUAACAUAAAAAUAUGUUUCACGACUAACUAGUAUGUGCCUAAAGCGAAGUAUUCCCUGUCCAAGAGAAGAAGAAAAUAGUUUUUUACAUUGUAUUUUCACAUAAGUACUAUUUAAUAGUCGACAACAAUCAAGUACAAAUAAUUAUUAUAUUAUUUUGUUGAUAUAAUAACGAUAAACAAGUAUUUUAUAAAUUAGUAUACUUUACUGUAAAAUUUUAUUGUACUGUUAUAAAUAAUAAGUAAUUAAUGUUAUAGAUAAAAAUAUAUAAGGUCCUACGAUGUAACUAAUAAU
Adelges cooleyi (spruce gall adelgid) is the source of this 3073-nucleotide messenger RNA. Its product is annotated as proton channel OtopLc-like. Bases 154 to 2241 code for a protein of 695 amino acids. The transcript has 10 exons. NCBI's taxonomy places the organism in Eukaryota, Metazoa, Arthropoda, Insecta, Hemiptera, Adelgidae. Gene Ontology annotation, cellular component: membrane. Gene Ontology annotation, biological process: proton transmembrane transport. Gene Ontology annotation, molecular function: proton channel activity. The record is from RefSeq and is a predicted model, not a curated record.